Molecule: messenger RNA, 1827 nt
Organism: Olea europaea var. sylvestris
Lineage: Eukaryota; Viridiplantae; Streptophyta; Magnoliopsida; Lamiales; Oleaceae
Product: BTB/POZ domain-containing protein At5g17580-like
Exons: 3
Coding region: 75-1721 (548 amino acids)
Source: RefSeq, a predicted model, not a curated record
UGAUUUUGCAUAUUUUCGCAGGUUGUAUAAAUCUAGUUUGAUACAUUUUAACAUAGUAGAUGAAGUAAAAUGAAAUGGCAUCCAGACACAGCAUAGAACGUCCAACCUGGAGACCAAAGUCCAAAUUGUCACCAGAAGUCCAGUUUCAUAUACGUGGAGUACAAUUCACAUUGGAUGUGGAACUGGCGGCCACCAAAUCAGCUAAACUAGCAAAGUUGUUGAAAGAAUACCCUCAAAAUGAUCUUUCUCAUUUAUUGCGCGACAUUCCUGCUGAUCCAGAAUCAUUUGAGCUUGUUGGGAGAUUCUGCCAUGGUUAUGAUAUCAAAUUGUCGAACGAAAAUGUUGUCCAAGUGGCAUGCAUUGCUCAUUACCUCGGAAUGACCGAAAACCACUGUCCUAACAAUCUACUAAACAAGGCCCUCUACUUCUUUGAACACCAAAUUCUUCCUAAUUGGAACAAUUCCAUCAAAGCUCUAAACAGUGCAGAAAUUGUUCUUGAACAUGCAGUAAAACUUGGCCUAGUUGAUGCGUGUAUAGAAUCUAUCGUUGUAAAGGUGCAGGAAGAUCCACGUUUACUUGGAGAGCCGAUCAAGAACUUGUCUUCGGAUGAUGAUGAUAGUGAUGAAAGGGACAAUGUUUACAGACCAAACACUCGGAGGAGACUUUUUGAUCUUGAGUGGAAACCUGAGGAUUUAAAAGCACUCUCGUUGAGGUUUUAUGAACCUGCAAUUCAUGAAAUGAUUCAGCGUAAAGUCCCACAAGAAUAUGUUGCUUCAUCUCUUUGUCAGUAUGCGAAGAAAUGGGUGUUCGAAAAAGAAGAGGAUGGUGAGAAAGAGAUAGUUGAAUCUUUGGAGAGAUUGCUUCCUCAUCAGAAAGGGAUAUUUCCUUGCAAAUUUCUGUUUGAAAUGCUAAAAUCUGCAGUAUCACUUCAUGCUAGCAUUCACUGCAAAAAUGGAUUGGAGAUCAGAAUUGGAAAGCAAUUAGAUCAGGCAAAUGUGAAAGACCUAUUCAUACCUUCCCCAGGAUACACAGGGGAUGAACAGUACGAUAUAGAGAGCAUAAGAAGAAUUUUGAAGAAUUUCUACAGCAAUUAUACAGGUCCAGAUGCUUCUGGAUUCAUCAAAGUGGCUGAAUUAGUUGAUAAUUUCUUGGCAGAAGUUGCUAGUGACAGAGAUUUGAAGAUGAGCACAUUUUUAUCACUUGCUGAUAUGUCGAUAGCAGUAUCAGAAGGGACAGAUCGAAGUUCGGAUGGAGUAUACAGAGCUAUAGAUAUAUAUCUAGACAAGCAUAGGCAUCUUACAGAAUCAGAAAGAGAGAAAUUAUGCAGGGUUUUGGAUUGCAACAAAAUGUCAGUUGAAGCUCGUGAACAUGCUGCGCAGAAUGAAAGGUUGCCAUUGCGCGUAGUGGUGCAGAUUUUGUUCAUAGGGCAGUUGCAGCUUCGGGAAACCAUCACAAAUGAAGUGCAAGGUUCUGAUGACAGGCUCUUGAAGAGCGAGGAAGACGAAGAAGAAACAAGGGCUGAAAUGGAAAAGAUGGAAAGUAAGGUUUUGGAGCUAGAGAGGGAUUGCCAACUAAUGAGAGAGAUUCAGAGAGGCAGCUGCGCAAAUGUGAAAAGGCAGAAACCAAGCUUGUGGAGAGAAAUGAAGAGAAAGUUGGGGUGCAUGACAACUAUGCAUGAUCAUAAUUGCCAUGUCAAGAAGAAGAAGGUGCAUCCAAGAUAGAUGAGUUAUCGGUUUUUUGUUUUUUAACCACCACCACCAUAACCCGUAGUACUGAUUUCAAUAAUGUCUGGGACGACGUUUUAAACUCUCAACUGUGCUCACUUAU